CUAUCAGUUCGCGCCGAAUGACUCAAAGAGUGCAAUGCUAAAUAUUUAAAAUACGUUCUUCGCAGUUUCAUCAUUGAGCGAGCAAUCCUCACCAUUUCGCGAAAUGGUGCAACAGGAGGCUGUCGUCGUGAGGAACGCUACAAAGCGUUACGGAUCCGAGAAAGUAGUGCUCGAUGGCCUGAACAUGACGGUGUCUAGAGGUUCCAUUUAUGGGCUUUUGGGUGCCAGCGGUUGUGGCAAGACCACCUUGUUAUCCUGCAUCGUUGGGGUUCAACGUCUUAACAGUGGAGAUGUGUGGGUCCUGGGUGGAAAUCCCGGCAGCGAAGGCUCCGGGAUUCCCGGGCCCCGAGUUGGUUACAUGCCGCAGGAGAUCUCUCUCGUCGGCGAAUUCACGAGGAGCGAUGCGUUUUACUACUUCGGCAGGAUAAAUGGUCUUGACAAUGACGAAAUCGAGACGAGGCAAAAGUUCCUCUCGGAAUUGCUCCAAUUACCUCCGGAGAAUCAGCUGGUGAAGAAUAUGAGCGGCGGUCAGCAGAGGAGGGUGUCUUUUGCCGUCGCUUUAAUUCACCGUCCGGAACUCUUGAUCCUGGACGAGCCCACUGUCGGUCUGGAUCUAAUUUUGAAAGAAAAUAUUUGGGCCUACCUGGUUAAAAUCACGCAGAACGAGAAUACCACGGUGGUAAUUACGACGCACUACAUUGAGGAAACCAAGGACGCGGAUAAAAUCGGUUUAAUGAGAUGUGGCCAUCUUUUGGCGGAGUCAUCGCCAUAUCAAUUACUGGAACGAUUUCAAUGCAAUUCGUUGGAAGAGGUGUUCCUGAUACUGAGUCAAACACAGGAAAAUAACAAUAUGGCCGUCAGCGGGUUCACGGCUCAGAAGAAUAAAACAGAGAGUUCUGAAAAUGAACCUCUUUGCCAGGAGCGAAACAGGAGAGCAAAGGAUAAAGUUUCAAAAUUCAAGGCCACUCCGAAACGAAGGGUUCCGAGACUGAGAAGAUUUAGAGCUCUAAUGAUUAAAAAUGGCAUUCAGUUUUUGCGCCAUUACUCAGGAAUAGCCUUCGCUAUAUUAUUCCCAAUACUUCAAGUGAGUACAUUUUUCAUCGGGGUCGGCGGUGAUCCAAAGGGUCUGACAAUCGGCAUUGUUAACGACGAAGCCGGCAAUUGCGACGGUAACUUCGCGAACAUCUGGUAUAAUGAGCAAGAGUACACUUGCCACAUCGGCAACGUCAGUUGCAAGUUCCUACAGCAGAUCAACGAUGCGACAGCGAUGAAGAAAUACUACGACGACAUAUCCGAGGCAAAUGAUGCUGUACCCAACGGCAAACUCGCCGGCGUCAUGUACUUUAGUCGAAACUUCUCCGAAGCUCUGCAGAAUCGAUUGAACAACUUGAUCGGUGUCGACGAAGCCGACAUUGUCGCUGGGCAAAUUCAGGUUUUUCUCGAUAUGGGUGAUAGAGAGAUCGGGCUUUUUCUUCAGAAGAAGUUAUUUGAUUAUUUCUUUGAGGUUUACGAGGACGUAGCGAAAGAUUGCGGGAUUUCACCGAAGUUCGCCAAUCUGCCUAUUCAAUUCGAGAAACCGCUUUAUGGAGAGUUAAAUACCGACUACAGACGUUAUAUGGCUCCGGGCUACAUAAUAACACUUCUCUUCUUCUUAGCCACCACUACCUCCACAUCUUUAAUGGUCACAGAACGGUUGGAGGGUGUUUGGGACCGAAGUCUUGUUCAAGGAGUGACAACCGCAGAAAUCCUGCUAUCUCAUAUGUUAGUCCAAAACGUCAUCAUAAUUAUUAACACCGCGAUGACGCUAUGCUUGUGUUUUCCCAUCUGGGGCUUGAAAUGCGCAGGAUCGAUGUUCGCUGUAAUCUGGUUUGGCUUACUCAGCAGUAUUUGUGGAUUGAUGUAUGGUUUCUUCAUCUCCGUUAUAUCCAAUAAUUAUAGUACGGCUCAUUAUGCCUCAGCCGGAAGUCUCUUUCCACUGAUAGUCUUGUGCGGAACCUUGUGGCCAGUGGAAGGCAUGCCGAAGGCACUUCGCUGGAUCAACUACGCCAUGCCGAUGACUUUGCCGACCAUAUCUCUUAGAGGAGUAAUGGACAAAGGACAAUCGAUAUAUGAGUUGGACGUAUACAGUGGCUUACUCGUAAUUGGCGGCUGGUCGUUACUUUUCUUUAUGAUAUGUUUAGCCGGCCUGAAAUUGAAAGCCUCGCCUUAAUGCAAAGAAACGUGUUAGUUCAAAAGGAACUUCAUGCGAAGGAAAACAUCUCUACAUUUUCGCGAAGAAGAAAUCAACUCCAAAUUUCCUCAGAGAAUCUUAUCGCUAAAAUUAUGAUCGCGAGUGUUGUGCAAAUGGCCUUUAUGUCGUAAAUAUAUUUUACUUUAAUUAACUAAAUGUAGGUAAAUUAAAAUUAAAGAUUAAUUUAAUACUAAAUAUAAAUAAAAACACACGCUAUAUGCAUACGUACAAUAAAACACGUGAGUGCAAAUAAGAAAUAUUACAUGAUUUUAAGUUA
Molecule: messenger RNA, 2507 nt
Organism: Odontomachus brunneus
Lineage: Eukaryota; Metazoa; Arthropoda; Insecta; Hymenoptera; Formicidae
Product: ABC transporter G family member 20-like
Exons: 15
Coding region: 104-2209 (701 amino acids)
Cellular component (GO): membrane
Molecular function (GO): ATP hydrolysis activity; ABC-type transporter activity; ATP binding
Source: RefSeq, a predicted model, not a curated record